AUGGGAGAGUACAUACGACUACCGCGGAAGAAAUCUUGCCCGCCAUUCGACUUGGGGACCAGGAUACUGAUCGAUCCCAGCACUUAUAGCACUACCUCUGUGACAUGGGACACGAUCACUGUGCCAAUCAAGUUGAAUGCACGGCCAAGGCGGUUGCUGCAAGCGGAGAGGAGAAUCCAGGGAUUUGCUGCAGAAGGGCGGUUUGCUGGCGAGGACGAAGCACUACUUUUGAGGGAGCCUUGCCACGGUCGUGUUGCAGCAAGGCAAGGCAGGUCUGCAUCCCGAUCACCCAGUGGAAUACAUAUUCCGUCACCCAUUGUUAGUUAG
This is a messenger RNA of Trichophyton rubrum CBS 118892, 327 nucleotides long. RefSeq lists its product as uncharacterized. Bases 1 to 327 code for a protein of 108 amino acids. NCBI's taxonomy places the organism in Eukaryota, Fungi, Ascomycota, Eurotiomycetes, Onygenales, Arthrodermataceae. The record is from RefSeq and is a predicted model, not a curated record. The transcript has a single exon.